Messenger RNA from Cladophialophora yegresii CBS 114405, 1059 nucleotides. RefSeq lists its product as uncharacterized. Gene Ontology annotation, biological process: secondary metabolic process. The transcript has a single exon. The record is from RefSeq and is a predicted model, not a curated record. Lineage: Eukaryota; Fungi; Ascomycota; Eurotiomycetes; Chaetothyriales; Herpotrichiellaceae. The coding region runs from base 1 to 1059 and encodes 352 amino acids.
AUGGUCUCCCUCUCCGACGUGCACCUCAACAACAGCUCCCUCUCCAGCGCCGGCUCAGGCCCCAGUGUCGCCCUCCUCGGCGCGACAGCCGGCAUCGGCCUCGCCACCUUCCACGCCCUCCUCAAACACACUUCUACACCCACAAUCUACCUCGUCGGCCGGGACGCGUCGCGCCUGGACGCCCUCAUCGCGUCAGCCCAGAGACAGUACCCCACCGCUGGAGGCGCCACCGUCAUCCCCAUCGUCGCGGGCGAUCUCACGCUCGUGCGCAACGCCGACGCCGCGGCCCGCAGGAUCGCCAGCCUCACGUCGCGGCUCGACCUGCUCGUCAUGUCGCCCGGGUACCUGUCCUUCUCGUCCACGGCAGAUUGGUCCCCGGAGGGCCUCGACCGGAUCACGAGCAUUCGGUACCACGCGCGGAUGCGCUUCCUGGUCACCUUGCUGCCACUCCUGCGGCGGGCGCCGAACCCGCGCGUCAUCAGCGUGCUGGGCGCGGGGAAGGAGGGCGCCCUCAGUCUCGACGAUCUGGGCAUGACGCUUCCCCGAACGUAUGGACCCAUCUACGCGGCUGGGGCCGCGGCGUCGAUGACGACGCUGUUCUUUGAGGAGUUGGCCGCGCAGGGCCCAGGCAACGAUAACGACAGCGCCACCGACAAUCACAGGAUCGUCUUCAUCCAUUUGUUCCCCGGCCUCGUGGGGACGGGGCUGCAAGUCGUCAAUUCCGGGUGGGCGCUUUCCGCCCUGUGGGGGUGGAUUGUCAGACCCCUGUUCCGGGUGUUUGGCUCGACGGCUGAGAAUGCGGGGGAGAGAGUCCUCUUUGCGGCGACGAGUGGGCGGUUCAGACGCGUGAGGCCGGAGGAUGCGAAGGGCUUAGAAGGCACGCUGGUCCAGAGGGGGAGUACCGGUGUUUUGGGCAGUGGUGUGUAUCUGGUGGGAGAGGAUUCAGAGGUAGCGCCACCGCCGGGCGUGUUGGAGGAGCUGAGACGGCAGGACGCCGGGAAGAAGGUGUAUGAGUAUACGAUGAGGGAGUUUGAGAGGAUCGAGAACAUGGGGGAUUAA